AUGGCUUUUAUCGUUAUCGGGCCUCUAGGCCUUUGGACUUUUAUCGUUUAUGGUAUUUCGUAUUUUGGAUUCUCGGUUUAUGUCGCACCUUAUGUUUCGGAUUUUAUUUUAUAUUAUGGAAUUCAUGCGUGGAUGUGGACUUUCAAAUAUUUAUAUAUGGAUAUUUCAGAUAUUUGUAUUUAUCGAAGUAUUUUUACUAUUUCGAAAGUGACGGGUGUCACAUUAAAAUAUUUUUACUAUUUCGAAAGUGACGGGUGUCACACCGACAGUCUCCUCGUCAUUACCAUUAAUGGAACUGGUCUUUUCAUGGAACUCGUUUAUGUCACCAUCUUCUUCAUCUUCGCUACCUCGCCUAUCCGCAGAAAGAUCACAAUAGCGAUGAUGAUUGAGGUGAUAUUCAUGGCGGUGGUGAUCUUCUGCACAUUGUACUUUUUGCCUACAACAAAACAGAGAUCUAUGCUUAUUGGGAUCUUGUGCAUUGUUUUCAAUGUUAUCAUGUAUGCUUCUCCUUUAACCGUCAUGAAACUUGUGAUAAAGACAAAGAGCGUGAGGUACAUGCCGCUCUUCCUGUCAUUAGCCAGCUUAAUGAACGGAAUCGUUUGGGUCAUUUAUGCUUGUCUUAAAUUCGACCCCUAUAUUUUGAUUCCAAAUGGUCUUGGAUCAAUAUCAGGAAUAGUACAACUUAUACUAUACGCAACUUACUAUAAAACAACGAACUGGAACGGGGAAGAUGAUGAUAAAGAAAAGGGCUACUCAAAUGCUGAAAUAGAGCUUGGCCGAGCUUGACAAUUGCACUGAUGUGUCGCACAUUUACAAUUGUUCUCUGACAACAUCUAGUUGAUAAUGACCAGCUUCAUCGUUAGGUUAAGGUAGAAUCAGAAGAGAUGCCAAAGAAUGAAGAAGAGCAACCACAGAAGCUACAAACUUUACUUGAGUUGGAAGAAAGAAAGGGGUUUUACUUCAUUGGCUGAAAAGUGAAAUGGUUAUAACUUUGGCAAGUUGAAUCUAUGUGAUUUGUUACAUUUAUAUUCUUUUAUGGGAUUAUUUUGUAAUAUUUUUUUUGCAAGCUGUAAAAGAAGAAAAAAAACAAAUUCCCCAUUA
Messenger RNA from Brassica napus (rape), 1101 nucleotides. Its product is annotated as bidirectional sugar transporter SWEET5-like. Gene Ontology annotation, molecular function: sugar transmembrane transporter activity. The transcript is spliced from 4 exons. The record is from RefSeq and is a predicted model, not a curated record. Gene Ontology annotation, cellular component: membrane. The coding region runs from base 1 to 786 and encodes 261 amino acids. Gene Ontology annotation, biological process: carbohydrate transport. NCBI's taxonomy places the organism in Eukaryota, Viridiplantae, Streptophyta, Magnoliopsida, Brassicales, Brassicaceae.